Messenger RNA from Gregarina niphandrodes, 609 nucleotides. Its product is annotated as Gag-pol polyprotein. The record is from RefSeq and is a predicted model, not a curated record. Bases 1 to 609 code for a protein of 202 amino acids. The transcript has a single exon. Lineage: Eukaryota; Apicomplexa; Conoidasida; Eugregarinorida; Gregarinidae.
AUGAGAGUGGAAGCUCCGUGUAACGUAAGAGAACUGAGGUCGUUCUUGGGUUCUGUAACUUACCUCAAGAGGCAUAUUCCACAGUUCGCGAGUAGAGUUGCUGGCAUGACUGACUUGCUCAAAAAGAAGACUGAGUUUGUUUGGAGUGAGGCACGAGAGGAGGAGUUCCAGGGUAUCAAGAAAUCGGUGGCCGAGUGUGUGUUGCUGGCCGCGCCGGCAGAUAUUGGAGAGUUCGUGCUAACGACGGACGCCAGUUAUCGGGCGAUAGGCGCCAUGCCAGAGCAGAGGCAGGUCCGAGGGUGUGUUCCGAUCGAGUUUGGUAGCAAGAAGUUGGACGAGUGUCAACAGCGGUGGGAUACACGAGAGAGGGAGUUGUAUGGGGUAAGGUUCUUCGUAGAGAGGUGGCAGGAUUACUUUUGCGCUGCGCCGUUUACCAUCACGACUGAUCACCAGAACCUGUUGUAUUUGGCUAACUCUACUAAAGGAAAGCUAGCAAGGUGGUCGUUGUUCCUACAACUGUUCGACUUUAAGAUAGAGUACCUGAAGGGCACCGAGAACGUGGUGGCUGACUGGUUGUCUAGAGCGAACUUACGAGAAGAUGUCGGGUAG